ACCAAGACGGAGAUGCUGUCACUACCUUCUGAUGCAGCCCUGAAUGCCAGGCAGCUCACGAGCCAACUCAUCAAGAGUAUUGCUACAACAUGCAACGACGGAAAACUCUUUUACGUACAGCCAAGCUACUCAAAGCAGCACUUUUGGCGUACAAGGAGGUUGUGUAUGACAUUCAUGUGACAAAAAUCGAACAUGACGAAGACUCCGGAACUCUGGUCCUCAUGCACACCCCGAACCGAAUUGAGCGCCAUCUUUUCCCGAGUCACCUCACCCGUAUUGAAAAUCACAAAGAAGCUGCUCUUCUAGUAAACCAGUGUACUAUGUCGAUUUCUCUCCUUGGUCCGAUGACCAGGGGUCUCUUGGUCGGAAUUGUCUCUCGAAUGGAUGUCGCCAUUGUUGAGAUCCGGAAUCCCCCCCUCCCUAUCAGAUUUCACCCCCCUGGUGGCAUCAUGACCGACAGGGUGUUCCAUACCAUUGUCGAAGCGACGUUGGACUCAUCAGGGGAACGAUGGUUGAUCGACAUCACAGGCUGUCAGUAUGGCUUCCGGGAUAUUCUGCUUCCCCUCUAG
Messenger RNA from Fusarium odoratissimum NRRL 54006, 569 nucleotides. RefSeq lists its product as uncharacterized. The record is from RefSeq and is a predicted model, not a curated record. Lineage: Eukaryota; Fungi; Ascomycota; Sordariomycetes; Hypocreales; Nectriaceae. The coding region runs from base 90 to 569 and encodes 159 amino acids. The transcript has 2 exons.